This is a messenger RNA of Schizophyllum commune H4-8, 320 nucleotides long. RefSeq lists its product as uncharacterized. The transcript has a single exon. The record is from RefSeq and is a predicted model, not a curated record. NCBI's taxonomy places the organism in Eukaryota, Fungi, Basidiomycota, Agaricomycetes, Agaricales, Schizophyllaceae. Bases 93 to 320 code for a protein of 75 amino acids.
GCAGGUUACACGUGCCGACUAUAUCUUGCUCACAAGGGUACCUGCACCGGGAUGGACGCUCGCAAUGCUUGGCCGCUCAUCAGACGUCUCUCAUGAUCUCCCACAUGGCGUCUCCGCCUCCCUCAACGACAGACGCGAUCAUCGCCAUGUCCACUGAGCAUGGAAAAGGGCUUCCAGGAUAUGUCUACGCAACCACCCUUCCUCGCUAUAUCGCUCCCACCACCUCCGACCCACAGUUCGAUACACUGGUCACCGCAAUCCCGCAGUCACCGCUCUAUCCCUCGGUCACCGUUCUUCCACUGGAUCGACCGGUUAUCUAG